Molecule: messenger RNA, 6966 nt
Organism: Pocillopora meandrina
Lineage: Eukaryota; Metazoa; Cnidaria; Anthozoa; Scleractinia; Pocilloporidae
Source: the annotation of a GenBank genome assembly
CUUCAGGUGCAUACAGUGGAGGACUUCAUUGCAAAGCUGUCAUGCCAUGGUGAUACAAGCAUGAAAGUUGUCUCCAUAUUUGGUAACACAGGUGAUGGAAAAUCACACACCCUUAACCAUGUCUUCUUCUGUGGCAAAGAAGUAUUUGGAACUUCACCAUCGCAGCUUUCCUGCACAGUGGGUGUUUGGGCUGCUUAUGAUGAGGGUGAUCGGGUAAUUGUCUUGGAUACAGAAGGGCUAUUGGGUAUGUCUGGAAAUCACAACCAACGCACAAGGCUCUUACUGAAGGUCCUUGCGAUAUCUGACAUUGUCAUCUAUAGGACAAGAGCUGAAAGGCUCCACACAGACAUGUUUACUUUCUUGGGGGAUGCAUCAGAUGCGUAUCUAAAACAUUUUACCAAGGAGCUGAAAGAUGCAACAGAACGAUGCCAUAUGGAUGUGCCUCUAUGUAGUCUUGGUCCAGCUGUGAUUAUCUUUCAUGAGACACAGCACACUCAUUUACUAGGAGUGUUACAGAAUGAAAGUAAUCCAUCAGGUUUGGAAAAAUUUUGCAAUUUGUUGAUAAAUUACACUGUAAUUCCUCUUACUAAUAAAUACUUGGGCAUUUAUUUAAAAUUUUGGCCUAAGGGAGGGGUGCUUGAUGGAAGUAGGGCUCUUGACAAAGAGGGGCGAGGGGUGUUUACUACUCUCUUGAACAGACUCUGCUUCAUGUGUAGCAGAAGCUAAAAAGUUAUUAGAUAAAGUGACAGUAGAAACAGGCUUUCCUGCCAUUUUAAGAAAAUGAGGGAGAAGGGGCAAUAAUUUGAGAGGGGGGCUUGUUUGAUAUUAUGGCCCAGGGAGUAGGCACUAAUAGAUAUUUCUAGGGGAGGAAACCUAUUAGAGGGUGGGUGCCUAUUUGAAGAUAUAGGUACAGUAUGUUACUUGGUUUUAAAAUCUGAAGUAUUCUGAAGGCCGAAAUGUAAAUUAUGACUUAUUUUCUAUUCUACCACUUUAAAAGUCUUGUUAUAAUUUUCUUACUGAAACAGAAAAUCUGAAGAGUCCUGAUGAGAUUUUAAAGGAGAGAUUUGCAAAUAUAGGAAGAAUUCCUCAUGCAUUUAGUUCUAUCAAGUACCUAGGGACAAGAACAGAGACUCCACCAACAAACUUCAGGGGAUUGAAGCAAGCUGUAAAAGAAUGUUUAGUUGACAGCUCUGUGCGCUUGUCACGCUCACCAACUAUCAUUUAUAAAGCUUUGAUGGUAAUUAUUCUAACUUUGUUGAAAACUUUGACACCUAAGAGUGACUUUAGGCAUCCUACUUCCCCACAGAAUAUCACCCCUGAAUCACUUAAUGUUCAAGCUCACCUAAAUCCAAGAUGGUGUCUAGUUAUCAAUCAAGAUGCAUGUGCUGCGUUUUGGAAACAAACGUAACGAGGAAGUUUGCUGUGGAUUUAUCUUUGCAAAUCUUUUUAAUUCACUAUAUCUCUAGGUAAGGUUAUGAUGAAACAUUCUAGUCGCCAAUUUGGCGACUAAUUUUCAGGAUUUGAUUGCCAAAGUGAAAAAUUAAUUUUAGUUGCAUUGGUGCCUGUAUUAGGCGCAAUUUCACGUCCUGCUCCUUGUACCCUUCCUCUGAAAUCUGUACAGGAACAAAUUAUGAGAGGGGGGGUUUAUUAAAUUAUCAUUAUGAUAAUAAAUUAAAUUUAUGAUGAUCAUUGUGUUACUAAUUUUUUUCAUUCAAGUUUCUUUGCUUUCCUUUUCAUUAGCUCCUGAAUGAGAAGUUCAGUGGGGACAUUGAGAGAACAAUACCAAACACUUUUCCUGAUGAAUAUUUCACUUGCCAGGCAUCAUGCCUCUCAUGCAAGUAAGCACAAAUUUUAUGGCUAUGAUCAUGUAGGCUAACUGUCCAGCCGAGGGUGGUCCUGCUAUCUGUGACAGUAAGCGACAAAAUCACCUGAAAGAAAGUCAUCACCCAAGUCAAUUGAAAAGUUCUUUGUGUGUUUAUUGUUGUAUUCCUUAAUCAUCAAGAGUUACAGGCAUCUGAUUUGUCCUAAUGGUACCACAGCUGAGUUGACAUUAAGAUCAUGAGAAUAAAGGAACAUGAUCGUCAACUAAAGAUUGAAGCUAUUGAUCAUUUUAACAAAUUCUUCUUCUAUGCAGAAUAUAAAAUCAUAUUAAUAUUAGAAUGUGAAGGGUUAAGUUGACUUUUUUGCAAGUCAUAUGUCUUGAGCUUUGAAUUUAUUGUUUUCUGGAAAUGUGUUCUUCAAUCAUUUGGCUUAUUAUUAACUUUAUGAAAGUUUUGUACUUACAAGGUUUCUCGGUGCUUUCUAACAUGAUUUUCCUUUUAAACUAUGGAUAAAAUUUUUAUUUGUUUUUCAUACUUGUAGAGCACGAUGUCAAAAGAGCAUGAAUCAUGAGAACGAUGAAUCAUCAGCACACCACAGUGAUGUCAGAUGUCAAUAUCAAGCCCAGUUUGACAACAGGAUUUUUACUUGUAGGGUGAGCUGUAAAACAUAUCUAUGCAUAUUUUUCCAUCUCGACGGACUCUUGGAGUUCUUGCCGUAAACUUUCUUCACCUAAUUUAUCCCUUUAACUCCCAUGAGUGUCAGAAUUUCAUCUUACAAUAUCAACACAGAAUCAAGUAGACAAGUGAUGAGAAUAAGGAAAAAUGUCAUCAAGGAGAUUAUUAGUUGAUCCAAGACCAAAUUGUUCAACUAUUGUAACAAUCAUCAUAAGAAUUACAUGGCAGACACCAAGAGGAAUUGCUAAAUGGAGAUCUUGGGAGUGAAAGGGUUACUGUAUUGCAUACAGUUACAGUUAUUGAUUUCUAGUUUCAAUGGUUAUAGUGUGCUAGCUUGUCAACCUUGCCAAUACUGUAAGCUAUAAUUUAAUGAGCUUAAAUUACUCUCUGCCUUUGUUGUCACACUUACUUGUGGUAUUCCUGUAAAUGAUUUGUUGGAUAUAAACAACAUACACUAUAUGUGAUAAUCAUAUGAUUACUUUUUGAUGUUGUUUCAAUAAAGGCCUGUUAUGAGAGGGGAAAACAGAAUUUGGUUGUUCCAAAAAUGUGUUCCUCCAAUGAUUCAUCCUGGCUUGGAUUUGCUAAGUAUGCCUGGUCUGGGUAAGCACUUGCAAUAAAUGAUUCUUCAUAGUGUUUAAAAAGUUUGUUUACCUCUAAAAUCAUUUUCUCUUAUAAUUACGGUGCUUCAAAAUUACACUCAGCAGGGAAUUGAAAAGGAUGGGGCAAAUGAUGUACAGUUUGUGCAUUUAGGAUUAAUCCACACUUUAAUCACAACAAAAAAAUUAUUAUGAUUAUCAUCAUUAUUGCUAUUAUUGUUAUUACACAUUAUUUAUUAUUUCAUAUCAUUUAUUAUUUCAAAAUCAUUUGAUGGACAUGAAGAGAAGUAAGGUCCAAUGCAAAAUUUUUGUAGAAGAGUACAUCAGUGCUUCCUUUCUUCUUUGAUGUUCAAUGUGACUUCAAUUGUUUUUGUCUCACCAACAAUUGCACGUUUAUAUACAAAUACAGACAGUAGCAUGUUUGUAUACAAAUACAAAUGAUGAAAUAAUUGAGAGGUUUGAAUGCAAGCAUGAUCUCUCCCAAGUUUUUAUCUUCUGGCUCCUUCUAUCAUGGACCAAACAAACACUUUUUAAGAUGAGUAAAUUUGUAAAGUUAUCGUCUUCAGUUUGGUUAGAAAAAUUUGGAUUUAUGGCCAUUUGAAGAGUGUAAACAUACAAAACCUCUCUCACCUCAAAUGUACUAAGCUAAGGGUUCAAAUAGCAUUGGUGGCUUUGUUCCAAUUGAUUUCUGCCUUAUUGAAUACCAGAUCUGUGUAUGUAACAAUAACAUGGUUGGUCCGAAACAAACUGAAGCUUAACACAGGAAAAAUCGAGCUACUUGUUCUGAAUGCCAGCCAUUGCCCAUGCCCGUCAUGAGCCUAUGGAUAUGGUGCUAUAGAAAUCCUUAUUAUUUUUAUUAUUAUUAUCAUUAUUAUUAUUAUUGUUAUUAUUUGUAAUUAACAAUUAUUCACAAAAGUGGAAGUGAUUAGAGGUGGAUAUUUAUCUCACCACUUUGCAGAUCAGUAAAUCUCCAAUAAUGACACUGAGUAGUGUCGCUGAUGAAUUUUUACUGUAUACUACACAGAUACCAAAAAUCAGUGUAGUCCUCUUAAAUAUACUGAAAAAUAGUUGGAAAUUAAACCCUUAUAUGCAACUUGGUCUCUUUCUCUGCUUGGAGGUAAAUAUUACUUGCUAUUCACUUUCAAACCUGCCAACUGUGCACACACACAAAGCACUUUUCACGUGUGUGGUAUAUAAUUAUAUACUAACAGUUGCUAAUUCAUAUGAUAAUAAUAUACUUAGUUACAGUGGUGUGUUUAUUUAAUAAUAAUUAUCAUCAUUUGUACCAAUACUGAGAUGUUACUGUUCAACUCUAAAACUUGCAAUGUGUAGUUGUCAGGGCCCCCACAAAUUUACAUGUUCAUGUAACUCUGUAUUUAUAGGAAGCCAAACUAGUCUGGCUCUUAUGGAAACGUGUACCAGCAUUCAAUUUCUCAAGUCAGCAGAUUUACAAGUCUUAUACCUUUUGACCCCUAAGACUAACUAGCAGCUAAUUCUUCAAGGUCAUGCAAAGAAACAGGAUGACUCCUAAUAAGAGAGCUCUUGUAAAACAAAUUCUCCUUGCCAGGACUGUUUAAUUUACAGAGAAAAGCAUGAAUAAUAUGCAUACUGAUGUUAGGGUGUAGAGGGUUAAAUUAGUUUUCACUGUAAUCUCAGACUGACUAAAUCUGUUAUUGGCAGGUAUGUUCUGGAGUGCCCAGGAUGUGGUGUAAUCUAUCGUAGCCGUCAGUACUGGUUUGGAAAUGAAGACCCAGUUAAGACUGUGGUCCGGACUGAGCUUCGCCAUGCAUGGCCUGGGGUGAGGUUUAAAGCUUGACUACUGACAAUAAAUCCAGCCACUUUUUUCCCAAUAAUUCAUGAAAAUCUGUGACAUUGCUUAAAGAAACAGUUCUUUUGUGUUUGAGUAAUAUACCACACUUUCUAUCGGUUUACCAUCAUAAUAACCAUGCAGUAUGUUGGGAGAACACAUGAAAAAUUUGUAAAUCACAAACCGAAGGCAAGUGAUUUAUAAACUAUUCUAGUGUUCACAACAUCUCAAGAGGGUUAUUAAGGCAGUAAAGCAAUAAAAAGUGUGGUCUAUUCCUUCUAAAAACAAAACACAGUUCAAUUUUCUAUGAGUUUUAACUGGAAAAGUGCAAUAAAUGAAAGGUUUUUGAUCAAAAAGUUCUGGUUAUUUCAUAAAGAAAAUAUUCUUUUGCACCUUUUAUUGUAACACACUUUUUGUAUUCAGCAAGUAUUUGCAAAGCUGGAUGGUGGCCAUGCAGCCAGACGGUUUUUGGAUCAUAUCAGCUAUGUCACUGAUGCAGUUAGCAGUCUUGGUACUCCAUCCAGUCAGGCAGUGACCAACUGGAUCACAGACAAAAUAGCUCCAGAUUAUUGGGUGCCAAAUUCUGAAAUAACAGUAAGUUAAAAAAAAAUUGGCUCAGUUUGCAGUUAACUGCCUCUACACUGCAGUCAUACACGAUGAAGUCAAGGGCUCAAAAUGACAGCUUAAGAAACCUGUUACAGUGGCUAAUUUACAUUAUCAACUCAGUUGAUAAAACCAAAUUAUUACGUAAUACCUCUCCAUUGACUCAGUGCUACAGCUUCAUGUAUUAGAAACUUACCUCCUCUAUUCAUGCGUGCAAAGCCUCUCAGUUGGCAGUAUCACAGCAGAUUAAAUGUCACUGUCUGCACUGUGCUGAAAAUGUAGGAUAGUAUUAACUGCAGUUUCUUGUAAGCCUAUUGAUUUUUUUAGUGAGAGUAGUUUUUCUCAACUGUGCUUUGUACUUGUAGACUCCAAAUAAUUCUUGUUUUUUAAUCAACCAAAACCAGGAAAUAUUAAUUAGCAACUAUUAAAAUUUAAUAGUUUCAAGCUUGCAUCAUUUUUACCAAAUUUUGGUUGAACAAAUUUAAAAGUCAAAUUAGUCAAAAAAUGUCUUAACUUCUUCUUCUGUCUUAUCUCUUAUCUUCUAGGCUUGUCAGGUAUGCCGUCAAAUAUUCAGCGAUGGAAAGACUAAGCACCACUGUCGCGCCUGUGGAGGUGGGGUCUGUGAUGCAUGUUCAACCAAUAAGAAACCUGUACCAGAACGAGGCUGGGGUGAGGAACCAGUGAGAGUGUGUGACCAUUGUUUUGGAAAAACGUUAACCGUGGAGGCUCAGCCUCAACCCACAUGUGACUUAAGGUAAGGUUGUCAUUUGCAAUGAAUUAACAGUAAGACACUCAUCCAGAACUUAAACUCCCAGAAGUGAUUAACAUGUGACUUCUCUCUGUGAUAUCCAUACAUUAUCAAGCAAACAGGUAAUGAGAGUACUCAAACUUGUCAGCCAGAUGUUUUUAUCUUGAUCUACCACCAAACUCUUGUAAUUAAUUUAGAGAGAAAUGUGUAGCAGCUAGAGGGGAGAAUUAACAAUUAGAUCGUGAGUUAAAGGGUUGAGCUUGGUUGUGAUUUCUCUUCAAUAUUAAAUACAUACUUUGUGCUCUUUUAAACAGUGAUUUAUCGGAUGCUCUAGAAGAGGAGACUCCUCAAGAAAUUGUGCGCCCUGAAGAUGACCACAGUCUGUAUUCUGAAAACCCUUUUGGACCAGUAGCUGCCCGAAAAGUAACAGAGGUUGUUCAGUCCGCUGUGGGUGUUUUAAAAACAGCCAUUGUUUACCCUAAGGGGUUCAUCACUGAUGCAGCAAGGCCAGGAUACUGGGUACCAGACUCUCAAAUUUUAGUCUGUAACUGUUGCCAAACCGAAUUCAAGGGAAGUGAUACCAAACAUCAUUGCCGAGCCUGUGGUAUGGGUGUCUGUAGCAACUGUUCAGAAAGUAGGAGACCUGUGGCUUCAAGAGGUUGGGAUCACCCAGUCAGAGUUUGUGACCAGUGUGCUGCUAAAAAAGGACAGCUUUAG